CGGUCAGACUUUGUAACUAUGAAGGUCGUGUCUACAUGGCUGUGUGUGGCUGUUUUGCUUCUGGUGGCACUUUUUGGGAUCCUUCAUGUGGGAAAGUGUCAGAUUUUAGAGGCAGAUAUGCCGGUAGAGGUUGUAGAAUGUUUCCAGUUGCUAGGCAAUAAUACUGGUGGAGCAAAUCCUGAAUUUGAGACAAGCGACGAGAUCUAUAUACAGUGUCUUCAGCAGUUUCUAUGGAAGGAAGAAAGCAUACAAUGGUCGGACUUCAAUAUAACCGAAAAAGACAAAGGAUUUAUAAAUUCACUUAUUGGUUCGCUGGUCCGAAGAGGGAGACAGAAGCGCCAAAUAGGACCCGUAGGCAUAUUUCCAAGGACUGGAUUUAGAAUAAGACGUGAAUACAGAAGAAUCUCUGAUGGAGAGAGGUUUGCACUUCAUAGUGCUAUCAACCAGAUGAAAUCGACAGGACAGUAUGAUACGUUUGCCAAUCUUCAUCAGGGGAUUGUUAUCAAUUCUGCUCACGGUGGACCAAAUUUUCUUGGUUGGCACAGGGUCUACCUAGCACUAGUAGAAGAGGAUCUUCGUAUGAUAAAUCCCAGAUUAUCUCUUCCCUAUUGGGACUCCACACUUGAUUUCGAUAUGGUUGAUCCUGUUGAAUCUAUCAUAUGGACUGAAUCAUUUCUUGGUAAUGGUAAUGGUUUUGUAACAACUGGACCAUUUGCAAAUUGGAUAGCAGGAGCGAAUCAGCUAACGAGAAAUAUAGGAGAAGGCAGCACACUCUUCACGAAAGAGAGUAUUCGAAUGGUUCUUACAAGGUGUCGUAUACGAGACAUAACAGCUCCCACUGCGAUGGUCCAAUUCAACUUAGAGAGGUACCACGGAGGUCCGCACAAUUGGGUUGGAGGGCAGAUGUCUGGUUUAAAUACAGCAGCUCAUGACCCCGUAUUUUUUCUACACCAUGCUUUCGUAGAUUAUAUUUGGGAACUAUUUCGUAUUCGGCAAGCGAGAUUUUGUGGAGUGAACCCGUCGACUGACUAUCCUCCUACAAUGGGACUUCAUGCAGCAGAGCGUCCGAUGGAUGGUUUUCCACAAUAUAGAAAUGUUGACGGAUACCGCAGCUACUGGACACAGUUCUGGUACAGAUACGAGCGUUCGCCAACCUGUUCAAUGUGGCAACCAUUUUGCGGAAGUCCAUACUUACGAUGUGACAUGGCACGUCAACGGUGUGUCUCUAUGGCCAGGAUGGGACCUUCUCCAUUACCUGCAGCUGCGGGAUUUGGAGCUUCUCUUGCGGCUGAUUCGCCUAGCUCUCCAGCAUCAGCAAUGGCAGCACGUGCACAGGCAGCUACUGUUUUAACUGGACCAAGAUUUGUGGCGCCACCUCCAGAGCCUAGAACACAAGAUGCUAGACUUAGUAUGGGAGCUGGAAGGAUGAGGAGAUCAGCCAACCAAAAUUUGGAAACAAAGACCGACAUCAAAGUCAAAGGUAAAUCAUCGAGUACACCCAUGGAUGUUGUAGUUGGUCCUGUUUCAGAAGCACCAGAUAUUGGCGAUCAAACUGUAAACAAUCCGAACAAUAUUUUCAGUGGAGGCAUAAUUGGUAUUGAUCAAGAUUUUUCAAACUCAGGAACAACAAAUAACUCAUUACUUUCACUUUCUGAAGAAAUGCAACUUCUGCCUACGCCAAACUAUCAUGAGAUAACUUUAACGGAUCUUCUGAGACCUCCAGCUCAGAACACGUUUAUUAUUAACGAUCACGUCGAUGUUGCGAUGUGGGCUUUCAUCCCUGUAAAGGUUCUUUACACAAGUAAUUUGGAAAAUCCAGUUUUGAAGUUUCUAAACAGAAGAAACCAUUACUCAAAGCACCCAAACGAACCGUCCUUGAAUUCCUCUUCAAUCAAAUUUCCAAACAAGAGAUGUAUACAAGAUGAAUCCGGUGCAAUGCAAGUUAGGAUACAGUCUGUCGGCUUGAAUUACAAUGGUGAGUACUCAGGCUACGCCCUUAUUGAUCGACAUUUACCAGUAGAUUCUGCAACAACCUACAUUGGUGUAAAAUCACCAGAGACAGAACAUACCGAGGUCGUUUUGUCUGCUGUUCAUUCAUGCGGACUUAUGUGUCAGGCGUAUUGUUUCGUCCAAAAUACAGUACCGCCAGAAUUUAAGCCAUGUUCAGGGGCACUGAAAAUUUCAAGCCAGGACCCAAAUGUAUACGGACGGACGUACGAGGAAGCCGUGUCACGUGUUUGGCAAGGAGUAAUAUCUGGAGGUGGAGUGCAGAAUGAGAACUUAAGAAUCAUUUUUGAUUGUUCCGACGAUGAUAAGGCACCGUGGUUUCCUGGCAACGAUGUAUUUAACAACACCAUUUCUUCAUUUUAAAACUGAAAGUAAAAGUUGCUGUUUUUUUCUCUCGGAAACGCUUUCCAAGAUAUUUUAUCAAAUUAAAUUAAAAUUACAAUUUCGACAAAUUUAAGAAAUAAUUGUGGACAGAAAAUAUCAUGUUUUUUGUUAUUCAUCUGAUUGUUCUAUUUUUUUUUUCAUUUGUAAAAUAAACAGUUACAUUUCUUUUUUA
Ruditapes philippinarum (Manila clam) is the source of this 2563-nucleotide messenger RNA. RefSeq names its product tyrosinase-like protein 2. The coding region runs from base 19 to 2370 and encodes 783 amino acids. The record is from RefSeq and is a predicted model, not a curated record. Gene Ontology annotation, molecular function: oxidoreductase activity. NCBI's taxonomy places the organism in Eukaryota, Metazoa, Mollusca, Bivalvia, Venerida, Veneridae. The transcript has 5 exons.